GCGUUCCCAACUGCCAGGGCCGGCCACGCGCACCCAAAAGGGGAGCGGAGUCGAGGCUCCCACCCCCCAACCCCCACGCGCAAGGAGGCGCCGCCACACUGGCAGCCAAAGCAAAGUGGCUGAGCGGGCACGUGGCAGGGAGCCACCCCUCCCUCCUAGACUCCCUCCCGCCGGCGGUGAGGACGGAACCCGCCGGUAUACCCUGCAGUCUGGCCUGACCUCCUCCUCCUCCUCCUUCCCCCAUCGCGAGAACUCCGGCAGCGACUGGAGGGGGCACGACCAUCUGCAUGGAUAGGUAGGGGAGGAAAGGUAAGAAGACUUUCGAAGAGACAAACUUUUUAUUCUGCAUCACUAACCAGAAAUUUCGGGACGCUUUCAAUUUUAGGGCGAAAUAAAAGCCUUUAUCUCUUGGGAAAAUCUGCGUGAAGGGGAAGAAAUUCCAAUCAGUCUUUGGCAGCGUCCUCACACUUCUCCCCCCCGGCCAUUUUCUACAUAAUGGUUCUCUCCGAGGGCGGCUGAUUCCAGAAAGUGCUGCCUGGCAUGAAAUUAGUCUCAAUCAAAAAAAAAAAAUCACAAAGAGUCAACUGCGCCUGCGCGAAGCGCUGAAACUGCGUCUGUCGCGAGAGUGAGCAGUGGUUUCCCUCCCACCUAGUUUGUCUCUGCUGGUUGCUGGGAGGGAUCCUUUCUAGGUGGACCAUGUCUUCCAUGGGUACUCUGGCAUUCGACGAAUAUGGCCGUCCAUUCCUCAUCAUCAAGGACCAAGAGCGCAAGUCUCGCCUUAUGGGACUGGAGGCCCUCAAGUCUCACAUAAUGGCAGCAAAAGCUGUAUCAAAUACAAUGAGAACAUCACUUGGACCUAAUGGGCUUGAUAAAAUGAUGGUGGAUAAGGAUGGUGAUGUGACUGUAACCAAUGAUGGUGCCACCAUUUUAAGCAUGAUGGAUGUAGAUCAUCAGAUUGCUAAACUGAUGGUUGAACUUUCCAAAUCACAGGAUGAUGAGAUUGGAGAUGGGACUACAGGAGUAGUUGUUCUGGCUGGUGCUUUGUUAGAAGAAGCUGAACAACUGCUGGAUCGUGGUAUUCAUCCAAUCAGAAUAGCAGAUGGUUAUGAGCAGGCUGCUCGAAUUGCCAUCGAACAUUUGGACAAAAUCAGCGAUAGUUUUCCAGUUGAUGUUAACAAUACCGAACCUCUCAUCCAGACUGCAAAAACAACUCUUGGCUCUAAAGUAGUUAACAGCUGCCACCAACAAAUGGCUGAAAUUGCUGUAAAUGCUGUCCUGACAGUAGCUGAUUUGGAACGGAGAGAUGUUGACUUUGAGCUAAUCAAAGUAGAAGGCAAAGUAGGAGGAAGACUUGAAGACACUCAGCUUAUUAAGGGAGUAAUUGUGGAUAAGGAUUUUAGUCAUCCACAAAUGCCUAAAGAAGUGAAAAAUGCUAAGAUUGCAAUUCUUACAUGUCCAUUUGAGCCACCCAAGCCAAAAACUAAACAUAAGCUUGACGUUACAUCUGUAGAAGAUUACAAAGCCCUGCAGAAGUAUGAAAAGGAGAAGUUUGAAGAAAUGAUUGAACAAAUUAAACUCACUGGUGCAAACCUAGCUAUUUGCCAGUGGGGUUUUGACGAUGAAGCAAAUCAUUUACUCCUUCAGAAUAAGUUGCCUGCUGUCCGUUGGGUAGGGGGACCAGAAAUUGAACUCAUUGCUAUUGCAACAGGAGGGCGCAUAGUUCCACGGUUCUCUGAACUCACACCUGAGAAACUUGGUUUUGCCGGUCUGGUAAAAGAGAUCUCAUUUGGAACCACCAAAGACAAAAUGCUUGUUAUAGAGAAAUGUAAGAACUCCAGGGCUGUGACCAUAUUCAUUAGAGGAGGAAAUAAAAUGAUAAUUGAAGAAGCAAAACGGUCUCUUCAUGAUGCCCUGUGUGUGAUCAGAAACCUAGUACGUGAUAAUCGUGUGGUGUAUGGAGGUGGUGCAGCUGAAAUAUCUUGUGCUUUGGCAGUUAGUGAAGAAGCUGAUAAGUGUCCUUCCUUGGAGCAGUAUGCUAUGAGAGCUUUUGCAGAUGCAUUAGAAGUCAUUCCCAUGGCCCUCUCUGAAAAUAGUGGUAUGAAUCCCAUUCAAACUAUGACCGAUGUACGAGCCAGACAAGUGAAAGAAAUGAAUCCUGCCCUUGGUAUUGACUGCUUGCAUAAGGGUACAAAUGAUAUGAGACAACAACAUGUCAUAGAAACUUUGAUUGGCAAAAAACAACAGAUUUCACUUGCAACACAAAUGGUCAGGAUGAUUCUGAAGAUUGAUGAUAUCCGCAAACCAGGAGAAUCUGAAGAAUGAAAACUUAAGUUGGAAUAAAAUGUAGUAAAGCUACUACUGUGAUCAAAUAAACAAGGGUCAUGUGUUGCAGCCACAGCUAUUUAUUAUUUUUUCCCUUUUUUGAACAUUGUAAUUGCUAUAUGCUAAAGAAAAUAAUAAUAAAUUAGCUGUUUAGUAACCAUAGCUUGUUUCAAAAACUGUAUUUGUUGAGAGAUUGACACACAGGUUUUUCUAUUUGUUAUAUUAAAGUGAUCUCUAAAUUAGAUCUUUAUCUGUUUCUUGUCAAGUUUUAAGAAUAGUUUGAUAUUUGUAGCAGCAUUUAAAUGAGACUUCAUUUGUGAAAGUGAAAAGUGGAAGACAGAAAAGUGAAAUAUAUUUUACUAGUCAUUGAAUUGUGGAAGACGUUCUGGUCCUGAGUUUACUUGUCAUUCUCAUUAGAGAAAACUGUGAACCUAGCAUCAUGCAGAGAAAUGGCCCUAGAGUGGGGCUACUGUAAAUGGGGGUACUAAAUAAAUGGGCAUAGAUUAUAGAUUGUUCUAAUUCCACCAUACUAUUUAAAAAAAAACAAUUUAAAACGAUAUUCAUUUGGUUGAUAACUUACUGCAGUGGUUUUCACACCUUUUUUGGUUAAAGCACAGUAUUUGCUAACAAAGAAGCCUUUCCAGUCAGGCCUCUAGACUCCAGACUUGGGAUUCCUCUACCUGUAUUUCCCCUUCCCCUCCUUUCUUUGACUUCCCCAGCACUCACAGUGGAGGAAGUAAAAGUACAUCUAUAGAUAUCUAUUAGGACCUUGCAAAUACUAAACUCUGAAGGGCAGGCAGCAAACCAACGCUCAGGAAAUAGCUUCAGGUUUGGGGGCAUACCUAGCAAACCUUAGAGUGCUCCAUUGAGGAUCCAAAAGCAUACUCAAAAGAGCAUUGGGCAGGGGAUUCACAAAGAUUAUCAUCUCCAACUGAUAACACACAUACUCGAUUUAAAUUUAUAUAUCUAUAAAAUGUGAAUGCUUUCAUAUACCCUGCCUAAUUCAUGUGUAUGUUAUUAAAAUUAAAUUACAUGGUGGAUAUGAAAGGGUUUUGAGAAUAAGUGUAUAACAAUGAGCACUAAGAGUAGGCAAAGUUGUGUAACAAGCCCUAGAUCAAAAAUGACUAGCCCCCAAAGUCUCAGCCUUCAUUAAAUAUGCAAAAGUAACAUUUGGUUUCAAAAUUAUAUUUAUUUUAGUCUCAUGUUCUGGAUAUGUUUGGGUUUUUUUUGUUUUUGACAGAUGGCUGUUUGUAACAAUCAAAAGGCAUGGUCCUGAAUGAUUAUCAUAAUAAACUUAAUUUUCAUCAAGA
Trichosurus vulpecula (common brushtail) is the source of this 3632-nucleotide messenger RNA. It is a transcript of the gene CCT5, whose product is annotated as chaperonin containing TCP1 subunit 5. Gene Ontology annotation, cellular component: chaperonin-containing T-complex. Lineage: Eukaryota; Metazoa; Chordata; Mammalia; Diprotodontia; Phalangeridae. The transcript is spliced from 11 exons. Gene Ontology annotation, biological process: protein folding. Gene Ontology annotation, molecular function: ATP-dependent protein folding chaperone; ATP hydrolysis activity; ATP binding. The record is from RefSeq and is a predicted model, not a curated record. The coding region runs from base 697 to 2322 and encodes 541 amino acids.